AAGAAGGAGAAGGAUCAGAAGAGCACGAUGGCUGCAGAUGGUGACACUCUGAUUGAAGAAGAGACUUCUAAAACAGGCUCGGUGAACUUCUCUGUCUUUACUACAUACAUCCGAGCUGUCAACACCUUCCUUUUCCUGCUAGUUAUACUCUUCUAUUCUUUGUACAACGCGGCCUCCGUCCUUUCCAAUGUUUGGCUAAACAAAUGGAGCAGUGAAGUACCCAUUAAUGGCACGUUGCCGACAAGCGUACGAGACAAGUACCUUCUGGUUUAUGGUGGCAUUGGACUAACUCAGGGUGCAAUGCUGCUCAUAGCUGCCCUCCUUCUGACUUUCGGAGCCCUCCAUGCAGCCCAGAGGCUCUACUGUCAACUACUCACUACUGUACUCCAUGCCCCAAUGUCCUUCUUCGACACCACUCCGAUGGGACGUAUCCUUAACCGUUUCAGCAAAGACACCUACAUGAUCGAUGACGUCAUCCCCACCAGCCUGUCAACGUUUAUCGCGGCCGUGAUCCGUAUCCUCGCAACACUAAUAAUCAUCACGCUCAGUACGCCUGCUUUUGCUGCCGUCAUACUGCCAGUGGCUGUGGUGUAUUACUUGGUACAGAGAUUCUACAUUGCCACGUCACGCCAACUGAAGAGGUUAGAGUCCGUGACCAGAUCACCAAUCUAUUCACACUUCUCUGAGACUGUGGCCGGAACCAGCUCCAUUCGAGCGUACCGCCGCUCCGAGUUCUUCAUACAUCAAAAUGAAACGCUUAUAGAUAACAACCAGUUAACUUACUAUCCAAACCUCGUUUCAAACAGAUGGAUGGCGCUACGUCUUGAGUUCCUAGGCAACUCUCUGAUCCUGUCUGCUGCCCUCUUUGCUGUGAUUGGUCGUAAUUACCUCAGCCCUGGCGUUGUGGGUCUUUCAUUGUCGUACGCUCUAAACUGGUGCUUGACAUGGUUAGUCCAUGUGAUGUGUGAAUUGGACAAUAUCGUUGCUGUGGAGAGAGUCAAGGAGUAUACAGAGAUCAAGACAGAGGCUGCAGAGAUUAUUCCUGAUAAUAGACCAGACAAGGAAUGGCCAACAAGAGGAGGUUAGAUAAAUGAGUAUUGUGUCCGCUAUCGAGAUGGAUUGGAUCUUGUACUCAAGGGAAUCUCUUGUAACUUCAAACCAAAGGAAAAGAUCGGCAUUGUUGGUCGAACUGGUGCUGGCAAGUCUUCUCUCACCCUCUCUUUGUUCCGCAUCUUGGAGGCAGCUGGAGGCUCAAUCAAGAUUGACGAUGUAGAUAUCUCAACCAUUGGACUUCAAGAUCUUAGAUCACGCAUCACCAUCAUUCCUCAGGACCCAGUGUUGUUUGCUGGUACCUUGCGUAUGAACCUUGACCCCUUUACCCAGUAUUCCGAUGAUGCAAUAUGGGAUGCCCUGCGACACUCCCACCUUUACUCGUUCGUUGCGGCAUUGACAGAAAAACUUGAGUAUGAGUGCACUGAAGGAGGAGAAAAUCUAAGUCUUGGUCAGCGUCAGUUGAUCUGUCUUGCUCGUGCUCUGCUCCGUAAAACCAAGAUUCUAGUCCUGGAUGAAGCCACAGCUGCAGUGGAUCUAGAGACGGAUGACUUGAUCCAAGCAACGAUUCGUACUGAGUUUGAAGAUUGUACCGUCAUCACCAUUGCACAUAGACUCAACACCAUCAUGGACAGCUCAAGGAUAUUGGUGCUGGAUGCAGGAAAGAUAGCCGAGUUUGACACACCAGCUCGCCUCCUACACCGUGAAGGUCUCUUCUACACUAUGGCUAAAGCCGCCGGCCUUACAUGAAGAGAGACAGAAACCAGGUCACUGACGAAGAUAACUGACGAAGACUGUUUGGGUCUGCCACAGAAUGGUGUUUGUAUUACAUAACCUUCAUAUUCUGUUUUGUAUUGAUUUAUCUAAUUUCUAUGAUCGAGUCCAUUUGCCUGAAUUGAAAUAGUCAGUGAAGCUUCAUUUAAAAUUAUUUAACUUUAAUCUUGAUGAGGGGACAACAAGUUUUAAAGAUUCAAUUGGGUUUUCUUUGUUUCAAAAUAUUGUGGAUUUUUUUUCCUGCAAAAGUAUUUAUAUUCCAACAUGAUUUUAACCAUGGGAAGGUUCAUGGUUUAAAACGAAAUGUUUUUAUUUCCACUUUUUACGUCCACAUAUCUUAUUAUGUGUGAAGAAGGUAAUAAGUGUUUAAGAAAUAAAGACGCAUCAUUUCUUUUGCAGACUUAAUAUUUUUAUUUUUUUUUUAGAUUUAUACCAAAAAAAGAACAAAAGUGGCAACCCAACUUAAGGUAUUGAAUUAAUUACCCGUCUGAAUUACCAGAAGUUAAGGUGUGCUUGUUUGUAUUUAGUUUGGAUUUUGUCCAUUAUUUUUUUAGAUGGUCACAAAUAGUUUUCAGAGUCGUGUAAAUGAGUUGAAGGCAUUACAAAUUUCAAAUGUAUUAAAUGUACCAUCAUGUUGUGAUUUCUCUGAGCACUUUAACAUAAUGCGCAUCUUCAAUUUUCUGCCAUUUGCAAGGAUGAGUGUAUGUUAGUGUGCUGCAGGUCCUAUACCUACAUUGGGUGCUUUCGUUUAGCUUCCCUGGGUCGACCUGGUAAGCCAACAGUGUGUUCGAAUAGCUUUGACGUCAUUCCAGGGGC
Molecule: messenger RNA, 2640 nt
Organism: Asterias rubens (European starfish)
Lineage: Eukaryota; Metazoa; Echinodermata; Asteroidea; Forcipulatida; Asteriidae
Product: canalicular multispecific organic anion transporter 2-like
Biological process (GO): transmembrane transport
Cellular component (GO): membrane
Molecular function (GO): ATP hydrolysis activity; ABC-type transporter activity; ATP binding
Source: RefSeq, a predicted model, not a curated record